Messenger RNA from Endocarpon pusillum Z07020, 1704 nucleotides. RefSeq lists its product as uncharacterized. The coding region runs from base 1 to 1704 and encodes 567 amino acids. Lineage: Eukaryota; Fungi; Ascomycota; Eurotiomycetes; Verrucariales; Verrucariaceae. The record is from RefSeq and is a predicted model, not a curated record. The transcript is spliced from 2 exons.
AUGUCAGGCAUUGAAUUAGCAGGUCUCGUCCUCGGAGCGAUCCCUGUCGUCGUAGCUGGUCUCGAGAGCUACAUCAAAGGAGUGGCAACAAUCAAGCGAUAUUUCAAGUACAAGAACGAACUGAAGAGCCUGCGCACAUCUCUUACGACCGAAUAUGAUAUCUUCCGUAACAGCUGCGAAGAGCUCCUUGAGGGGCUGGUGCAGACACAGAAGAUGGCACUUCUACUUAUAGACCCUGGUGGAGCACUCUGGAAAGACCCUGCGAUAGAGAAAAAGCUCAGACGUCGACUGCAGGACGCGUACUCUGGGUAUUUGGACACUAUUGACGACAUGGAAUUGGCAAUUGAGGAAUUCAAGAGGAGACUUAAACUUAAGGACGGAAAGGUACAAUUCGACGAUGUCAGCGCUUUCAAACAAGAAUACAAAAGACUCAAAUUUAGCCUUGACAAAUCAGCGUACGAAGAUUUGAUGGUCAGAAUAAGACAGGACAACCAAACACUCAGCCGAUUGACGAAGCAAAGCCUGAGGCUAGAAGUCUCUCGGGUCAAAAGAUAUCGUCAUGUCCCUGAUUUCAAAGGUGUCCGAUAUUGUGCCAAGAGCAUCUUUGACACGUUGAGUUCUGGUUGGAAAUGCAGCUGUCAGGGGCCACAUACCGCGAAUCUGCGUUUGGAGUCCAGGAUUGAAGAUGUUGAGUCAGAUCUGGAGAAAGACGGACUGGCAAUGGAGCAGCCACGAUUUCGGAUUGUGUUCUCGUACAGCCAUGCCAGUCUGGUGUCAGCUUCCACGCCCUGGUCAUGGGAGGAAGCCGAUAUCCGCCUACUCAAGGAGAAACAGAACCAUGAUAAUCCAAAUGGACCUAACCCCGUGCCGGCGCCGAACAAGAAGAAGGGUGUCCGAUUCCAAGACCAAGCCGAAGCUGCCGUAACUAAGGCGCUGGACAAGCAGCCAGACUUAGAACCUAUCAAGGAUCUCUGCAGAGCCAUCCAGACCCUCCAACAGACACAGCGCGAGCAAUGUCUGGGAUUUCUAGUGGACGAGUUUACGCGGCAGAAACAUGGUAUUUAUCCUCUCCAAAGGCCUUCAGUUGACAAGGACAAAUGGUCGGCCGUGUCUCUCCAAAACCUGAUACCCCAGAAAUCAACCAUUCAACAUCGAUUUACUCGGGGCGACAAACUCCGCCUAGCUGUGAUCCUCGCCUCAAGUGUCCUACAAUUAUACGAAACGCCGUGGCUGGAGAAGACUUGGCAGAGAGACGACAUCAUGUUCAUCCACGCCGCCAACGGACCUCUGUACGAGCAACCUUUCGUCUCGAGAAGUUUUCCGAUGAACAAAUCUUCCCCACGGCCUGGAAUCACCAGCAAACCAAGCAUGAUGCCCGCGAUUCGGAACCCCGUCCUGUUCGCGCUUGGCGUUCUCCUCAUCGAGCUGUGUCUCGGCAAGCCGCUGGAGGAACUCAAGCGCCCGGACGAGCGGACCCGUGACGCUAGCGUCGAUGCCACGCUCGACUGGGUCGCCGCGGACCGGCUGGUCGAGGAUGUGUAUCUGGAAGGAGGGAGCCGCUAUGGUGACGCCGUCAGGCAUUGCAUCCGUUGCGACUUUGACCGGCGCGAGACGAGUCUGGAGGAUGACGACUUUCAACAGGCGGUUUACGAAGGCGUCGUCUCCUUGCUGGAAGAUGAUCUCAAGCAGUUUCACCACUUAUGA